CCUUGUUGUCACAUUAACUCCAUCUAAAGAAAGUUUCCAGCGUGCUGCUCUUGAACACACCCCCAGCCUCUCUCAGCGGUAGAUUUGGAUCGGACCGGCUACUAUUAGCAGAAAAUGGGGGACGACUUGGGCGAAGAGUGGUGGACACACGAGGGAAACUCAGAUGUAUCUGAAGUGGAGGCGGAGGAACAUCAAGAGGAACAGCCGACGGAAAAAGCAAACAAGAAAACAAAAGCAGAGAAGAGGAAAACGGAUACAAAGGAAGCAGUAAAGGCAAAGAAGAAGAAAAAGAACGAACAGAAAGAGUCUGUAACUCCUCAGAAGAAAGAGCCUGCAGAUGAUCAGACCCCUAAAGUCAAAAGAAAGAGGAAGAAGAAGAAGAAGACCAUCACAGAUGUCUUGUCCUCCACGGAGCCAAAGCCAGGCUGUCCCUCAGACCUGCAAGGUCUGAUCACACAGUAUUUCUCAGACAAACGGUCUGUGAUCGAGCAGGAGGAGCUUAAACUGCACGACUCCUUCUUCCUGUCCAGUAAUGACCUCACACACAGCCUGUCCUCAUAUCUGAAACAAGUUUGUCCCAAGUGGGCGAAGAUUCAAAAGCAGCACACGGAGAAGAGCUCUGUGGUUCUGCUCAUCGUGUGUAGCUCCGCUCUACGAACCAUCGAGCUCAUCAAGCAGCUAACAACCUUCAAGGGUGAAGCCAAAGCAAUAAAACUUUUUGCAAAACACAUCAAGGUAGAGGAGCAGGUGAAGCUGCUGCAGAAGGGAGUCACACACAUCGGAGUGGGGACACCUGGAAGGAUAUGUGCGCUCAUUGAGAAAGAGGGUUUAAACGUGUGUGCAUUGAGAUAUUUGGUUCUGGACUGGAACUGGAGGGACCAGAAGCUCCGGAGGAUGGUUGACAUUCCAGAGAUCAAACUGGACUUCAUGAAGCUGCUGGAGAGCGGGGUCCUGAGUGGAUGUAAAGAAGGCAAAGUUAAAAUCGGACUGUUUUAACUCAGCAGCUACACACUGAUGUUCCUCUCCACAUGGAGCAGCCUCUUCCUGUUUGCUUUCCCUUUGUAAAAGCUGCACCGAGCUCUCUACUAUUUUCAGUCUGUGUCAAAUGUGUGGUGUUGCUUGUCUGCUCUUGUAGCCUGAUGCGAUGUCCCGGUGUGCCGGAUUGAAUAAACAGACUCAGAAUGAAA
Molecule: messenger RNA, 1187 nt
Organism: Notolabrus celidotus (New Zealand spotty)
Lineage: Eukaryota; Metazoa; Chordata; Actinopteri; Labriformes; Labridae
Gene: cmss1
Product: cms1 ribosomal small subunit homolog
Exons: 10
Coding region: 115-996 (293 amino acids)
Cellular component (GO): 90S preribosome; nucleus
Source: RefSeq, a predicted model, not a curated record